AUGGGGGCAAUCAGACUCAGGGCCAGCGUUAUACCCUGUGCACAGCGUUAUACCCAGUGCCAGCGUUAUACCCAGGGUCAGCGUUAUACCCAGUGCCAGCGUUAUACCCAGGGCCAGCGUUAUACCCAGGGCCAGCGUUAUACCCAGUGCCAGCGUUAUACCCAGGGCCAGCGUUAUACCCAGGGUCAGCGUUAUACCCAGUGCCAGCGUUAUACCCAGGGCCAGCGUUAUACCCAGUGCACAGCGUUAUACCCAGGGCCAGCGUUAUACCCAGGGCCAGCGUUAUACCCAGUGCACAGCGUUAUACCCAGUGCCAGCGUUAUACCCAGUGCACAGUGUUAUUCCCAGGGCCAGCGUUAUACCCAGUGCCAGCGUUAUACCCAGGGCCAGUGUUAUACCCAGUUCACAGUGUUAUACCCAGUGCCAGUGUUAUACUCAGUGCCAGGGUUAUACCCAGGGCCAGCGUUAUACCCAGUGCCAGUGUUAUACCCAGUUCACAGUGUUAUACCCAGUGCCAGUGUUAUACUCAGUGCCAGGGUUAUACCCAGGGCCAGCGUUAUACCCAGGGUCAGCGUUAUACCCAGUGCCAGCGUUAUACCCAGUGCCAGCGUUAUACCCAGGGCCAGCGUUAUACCCAGGGCCAGCGUUAUUCCCAGGGCCAGCGUUAUACCCAGGGCCAGUGUUAUACCCAGUGCACAGCGUUAUACCCAGGGCCAGCGUUAUUCCCAGGGCCAGUGUUAUACCCAGUGCACAACGUUAUACCCAGGGCCAGCGUUAUACCCAGUGCCAGCGUUAUACCCAGUGCACAGUGUUAUACCCAGUGCCAGCGUUAUACCCAGUGCCAGCGUUAUACCCAGGGCCAGCGUUAUACCCAGGGCCAGCGUUAUACCCAGUGCACAGCGUUAUACCCAGGGCCAGCGUUAUACCAAGGGCCAGUGUUAUUCCCAGGGCCAGUGUUAUACCCAGUGCACAGCGUUAUACCCAGGGCCAGCGUUAUACCCAGUGCCAGCGUUAUACCCAGGGCCAGUGUUAUACCCAGUUCACAGUGUUAUACCCAGUGCCAGUGUUAUACUCAGUGCCAGGUUAUACCCAGGGCCAGCGUUAUACCCAGGGUCAGCGUAA
This is a messenger RNA of Pelobates cultripes (western spadefoot toad), 1122 nucleotides long. Lineage: Eukaryota; Metazoa; Chordata; Amphibia; Anura; Pelobatidae. The record is from the annotation of a GenBank genome assembly.